UUCGGGAAUUGUAUAAUAAAUGGGGAGGGAUUCCUCGGUAUGUCUUAUUUCAUGCUCUCAAUCCUGUCCAGCAAAGUCUUCUGGAGAACGCAAUUAAUUUAGUCGAUGAUAAGAUAUUAAAUUUUGUUGGUGAAAUCACCGAUGGCAACGAUGGCAGUAGCAUAAGUCACAAACUCGUCCACAUAUGUACAAACGUACCAGAAGGAGAGGAAAAUGAGGAAGAUGAGUUUGGAGUACCUUCUACGUCAACGGCUCCUACAGUAACUAAAUCAGAUAAAAGGAAAGGUGUUGCAGGGAGAUAUUAUGAAAGGGUACCCUUUUAUAAUAAGUGUAUUCUAGAGUUUGCGUCCGAUUACGUUUCUGAAAAGGCAGUGGAUAGACUCUCACGAAAUUACAAAUAUGACUUGCAGAAUUUCGUGAAUACAAGUGAGGAUAUGAGUGAAUACAGUACACUUCGAGGUGCCAUAUUCGAGCGACUCGCUCAUCAAAGGUUGCUACGUGGAGGAAAAUUUAAUGUUCGUCCUUUAUUCGAAGAUUCCAAAACGAGGCAUACGCUUCAACUGGAUAAUAAUAUGGGCAAAUUAACGUUCAGUGAUAUUAAAGAGAUCGCACCUAAAAUGUAUUGUAUACCAAUUCAAAAGAACAACGCGUCCUUUGAUGCAAUUAUUCCCCCCAACAUGUUCUUCCAGAUGACUGUUGCCAAGAGCCAUCCUAUCAUCAAGAGUGGUUUGGAAAAAUAUAUUGAAAGAAUUGAUCAAGACGACGAUAUCAAAUUUUAUUUUGUCCUGCCAAAGGAAAUAUAUCAUACUUAUAAAGAGCAGGCUCUUUACACUACAAAAAGAACUGUUGUCCAGAACAAACCGGCUUGGUUUAGUCGCUUCAAACAAUAUGCACUAGAACUUAACCUGAAAUUGUAG
Molecule: messenger RNA, 917 nt
Organism: Acaulospora morrowiae
Lineage: Eukaryota; Fungi; Glomeromycota; Glomeromycetes; Diversisporales; Acaulosporaceae
Source: the annotation of a GenBank genome assembly